Molecule: messenger RNA, 1972 nt
Organism: Amaranthus tricolor (Joseph's coat)
Lineage: Eukaryota; Viridiplantae; Streptophyta; Magnoliopsida; Caryophyllales; Amaranthaceae
Product: carboxyl-terminal-processing peptidase 2, chloroplastic
Exons: 13
Coding region: 105-1739 (544 amino acids)
Biological process (GO): proteolysis
Molecular function (GO): endopeptidase activity; protein binding; serine-type peptidase activity
Source: RefSeq, a predicted model, not a curated record
UCUUUCCAUAUUUGCACUUUUAAUCAAAAAGAACAAUAAAGCGAAAGGAUAAUGUAAAUGAAGCAAGAAAUUAGGACUGGUGUAUUCCUAACUUUCAAAUUUCAAUGGAGGUCUCGAGUUUGAUACUUGGUUCAGUAUCUUAUCCACACAAUUGUUCGAACCCUAAUAGAAAUCUUAAUCUUAAUCUUAAGCCCAAGGCCAAUUCUUCCUCUUUCCAGGUGCUUUCAUGGAAAUGUAGCCCUGUAAACUUUGCUGAAGCUUUUCACUGCCGCCAUGUGACGAAGUUGAACCAUGCAAAUGAUGCUGUUGUUGGCAUCUCAAACCUUUUUGUUGCAUUCCAUCUAGAUCUUUGGCAAAGUUUUAAAAUUCAAAAGAUAUUGUUGUACCAGAAUGGUUUGUCUACGCUCAGGUGGGAGGUCAAGAAGGGCUGUACCAAAUUUUAUAACAUAAUCAGUUGCUCUGAAAAGUCCAAACGUCCUACCUCCAUGCACUUAGUUAAUUUGGUUGUUGGAGUUGUAUUGCUUAUGUCAGUAUCUGUAACUACAAGUACCGGCCCAUCUUGGUCUCUGACAGAGGAGAAUCGCCUUUUUCUGGAAGCCUGGAGAACACUAGAUCGUGCUUAUGUUGACAAAACAUUUAAUGGGCAAAGUUGGUUCCGUUAUAGGGAGAAUGCACUGCGUAAUGAGCCAAUGAACACCAGAGAAGAAACUUAUGCAGCAAUAAGAAAGAUGGUUGCUUCACUGAAUGAUCCAUUCACACGUUUUCUAGAACCUGAAAGAUUGAAGAGUUUGCGGUCUGGAACUCAGAGUUCACUUACGGGUGUAGGGUUAUCUAUUGGCUACCCUAACAGCCUUGAUGGAUCAUCUACUGGUUUAGUUGUAAUCUCGGCUGCUCCUGGAGGGCCUGCUAGUAGGGCUGGUAUCUUGCCUGGGGAUAUCAUUUUGUCAAUUGAUGAUGCUAAAACUGAUGGGAUGGGCAUUUAUGAUGCUGCAAAUAUCUUACAGGGACCUGAAGGAAGUUCCGUGGAUCUGACAAUCCGUAGCAGGGAUGAGAUAAAACAUGUGGUGCUUAAGCGUGAGAUAGUAACUUUAAAUCCAGUAAAAUCCAGAUUAUGUGAGAUGCCUGGUUCAGCUAAUGAUGUUUCUCCAAAAGUUGGAUACAUCAAGUUAACAACAUUCUCUCAGAAUGCUUCCGAUGCAGUCAAGGAAGCGAUUGAGACACUUAGAAGUAAUAAUGUUAAUGCUUUUGUGCUGGACCUUCGAGAUAACAGUGGUGGCCUUUUUCCAGAAGGAAUAGAGAUAGCCAAAAUUUGGUUAAACAAAGGAGUCAUUGUUUACAUAUGUGAUAGUCGUGGUGUUCGUGAUAUAUAUGAUGUGGAAGGACCCAAUGCAGUAGCUGUUUCAGAGCCUCUCGCUGUUCUGGUGAAUAAGGGUACUGCCAGUGCUAGCGAAAUAUUAGCGGGUGCACUAAAAGACAACAAACGAGCUGUGCUUUUUGGAGAGCCCACAUAUGGGAAGGGCAAAAUACAGUCAGUUUUCGAGCUAUCUGAUGGAUCUGGCUUAGCAGUCACAGUUGCUCGUUAUGAAACUCCUGAUCACACGGACAUUGACAAGGUCGGAAUCAAACCAGACCACCCCCUCCCAGCGUCUUUUCCCAAGGACGAGAAGGAUUUCUGCACCUGUGUCCAAGAUCCCUCAUCUGCUUGUUAUCUCAAUCGAGUAGAAUUAUUUUCGAGAUGAUCAUCAAAAAAAUAUAUUUGAAGCUUACGUAAGUUAUUGAUUCAUUUGUAUAACUCUCAAAGAACCGUCAUUUUUUCCAAGCCGCUGAACUUGGCUGUAGUUUUCUCCAGUAACUGUAUAUAGCACCCUUAUUUUUGUAAAGCCACAAACUCUGCAUGGAUUUCUUUCAUCAACAGCUUAAAUUGAGUAUGAUUUCUUUCAUCAACAGUUUAAAUUGGGUAUGAUUUCUUUCA